AUAGUUGGGGUGAUCUUGAGGUACGGGACUCCCUCCAGCAGCGGCCAUGACAAGCCGUUCAGCUGCUCGCAGGAGGACAGGCCGUUCACAACCCUGCUGGUCAACGUCAGCGGGAAGUUCUUUGAGUACACACUCAAAGGGGAAAUAAGCCCUGGGAAGAUCCACAACGUGGAGCAAAAUGACAUGUUGAGAAAGGUAACAUUUGACCCAGAAGUUUUUUUCAACAUUCUGUUGCCUCCAAUUAUUUUUCAUGCUGGUUAUAGCCUAAAGAAAAGACACUUUUUCAGGAAUUUGGGGUCCAUUUUGGCUUACGCCUUUUUAGGAACAGCAGUCUCUUGUUUUAUUAUUGGGAAUCUUAUGUAUGGGGUUGUGAAACUAAUGAAGUUGGUGGGUCAGCUCUCUGAUAAAUUCUACUAUACAGACUGCCUCCUCUUUGGAGCGAUAAUAUCUGCCACUGAUCCAGUUACCGUGCUAGCAAUAUUUAAUGAGCUGCAUGCUGAUGUUGAUCUCUAUGCCCUUCUGUUUGGGGAGAGCGUGUUGAAUGACGCUGUUGCCAUUGUAUUAUCUUCAUCUAUAGUUGCCUACCAGCCAACAGGUGAAAAUACUCAUGCUUUUGAUGCAGCAGCGUUUUUCAAGUCCGUUGGUGUUUUCCUGGGAAUAUUCAGUGGUUCUUUCAUGAUGGGAGCAGUGACAGGGGUUGUGACAGCUCUGGUAACGAAGUUUACCAAGUUGCACUGCUUCCCCCUGCUGGAAACGGCACUCUUCUUCUUGAUGUCCUGGAGCACUUUCUUGCUUGCAGAAGCUUGUGGAUUUACUGGUGUGGUGGCUGUCCUCUUCUGCGGAAUUACCCAGGCACAUUAUACAUACAAUAACUUGUCAGUUGAAUCAAGAAGUCGCACUAAGCAGCUCUUCGAGGUAUUGCACUUCCUGGCUGAGAACUUCAUAUUUUCUUACAUGGGUUUAGCACUGUUUACUUUCCAGAAACACAUAUUCAGCCCAGUUUUCAUUAUUGGAGCUUUUAUUGCAAUCUUUUUGGGAAGAGCUGCACACAUCUACCCUCUCUCCUUUUUGUUGAAUUUGGGCAGGAGGCAUAAGAUCACCUGGAGCUUUCAGCACAUGAUGAUGUUCUCAGGUCUCAGGGGAGCCAUGGCAUUUGCUCUGGCUAUACGAGAUACUGCUACCUACUCACAUCAAAUGAUGUUCUCAACAACUCUCCUCAUCGUCUUUUUCACUGUGUGGAUUGUUGGUGGAGGUACAACUCCCAUGCUGUCAUGGCUGAACAUCAGAGUUGGUGACCGUGUUCCAUCGGUGGAAGAGAUGAGUGAAAGCCGCUGGCUGUAUUUCAGGGUUGGGGUUGACCCAGAUCAGGAUCCUCCACCUACUAAUGACAGCUUUCAAGUCUUACAAGGAGAUGGCCCGGAUUCUGCAAGAAGGAACAGGACAAAGCAGGAAAGUGCUUGGCUCUUCAGGCUAUGGUAUAGCUUUGACCAUAAUUAUUUAAAGCCAAUUCUCACUCACAGUGGCCCUCCAUUGACCACAACUCUACCCAGCUGGUGUGGCCUGAUAGCCCGCUGUCUGACAAGUCCCCAGGUUUAUGAUAAUCAGGAACAGCUUAGAGAAGAGGAUUCUGAUUUUAUUCUGAAUGAUGGUGACCUUACUGUGACAUAUGGGGAUACAACAAUAACUGCAAAUGGUUCAUCUGGCCCCCAUACAGCUACCACUAGCCUUGAUGGCAGGAGAACAAAAAGUUCAGAGGAAGCAUUGGAACGUGAUUUGGGAGCAGCAGAUCAUGAAGUUACAAGCAGGGGUACCCGGCUAGUAUUUCCUCUGGAAUACAAUGCAUGAUUACUGACUCAGUAAAAAUAACUCUUGCUCUCUGAAUGGAUCAAGGAAGACUGCAGGCCACUGUGUCACUUGAGGUGGGGAAGUUUAUUCAAACAAGUUAACAUGCGUAAGUGGUUUUACAAGGGUCUGAAGAUGUCACCUGUUUUUCACUCAAGAUGCUGACAGUGGGGUUUUCUAAAUGUCUGAAUACAGACGAAUGAGAAAACUGGUCAUUCUCUUCUUUUCAACCACAUAUCGAAUCCAAGUAUAACUAGCAUGCUGCAAUUGUCUUGUUCAGCUGCAGCAGCUCUCUCUCUGAAGAGAGGUACAUGGAAAACAUUGUCACAGAACUGAGUUUGUCUUGACUUAGCUGGGGAAUGUGGAGGAAGAACUAAAAACUUGAUAAUUAUUAUGAGACAAAAAAGGAUGUGUGUUAUCUGAAUGUAGAGAAAUCCAUUGCUAACUUCUCUCCUGAGGCUGAGGAAGUGAAAUGGGACAGAAUACGAUAGGACUGCAGAUGCAUGAAUGGAAGACUGAGGAAUCUGUUACUGCAAGCUGUACUUAAUAUAUUUCAGGGAAAAAAGGGGAAAGAAGAUUUUUUCACUGGACAGCUGUUUAAAUAGGAAGGCAAUGAGAGCUAUUUGUCCCUUUAGCUUUGGGCAACUUGACUAUUACUAUUAACCUAACUUCUAGUGCCUCAAAUGAAAAACAUCCAGCUUCCUGUUAUCUAAGAUGCACCUGACCCAACAUAAGCCUGGAGCCAGGCUCUCUUGGAUAGCAGUCAUGAAGUAAAACUUUCUUUCCCUUAAGGAUUGUUGAAAAUUUGGGCAGGGGAAAACAGCAGAUAGGAGGAGGAGGGAGAAAAAAAGAGAGAGAGAGAGAGAGAGAGGCAGUAUUGAACUUGCCUGGAACCAUGAGGUUUCAUAUUGCUCCGAAGAAUUCAUGGACUCUGCUUACAGUUCUUGUGUGUGAUAAACAGCAAACAUCUAAUUAAACAGAAAAACAAAUACUACUGGCUUUACCAUUUGUGACUAUCCUAAAAAAACGCUGUUUACUCUUGUUCUCUCUUGCAGAGUAGAUGUGAAACUUCAGUGGGGCAUUGCACAACAGCAUAUAAGCUACAGAAGUGAUGAACUGUACUAUCAUCUUAAAUGUGAAAAGGGAAAAAUCUCUGACUAGUAUUUAGCCCACUUACACGUAGGCUAGCUUUAACUUAUUGCUAAAUGCUUUUUAAUUUCCAGAUGAAGAGAUAAUAAUUGUCUUUGCCAAUAGCUGAAAAUGUAUGCUUUGAGGAGCAGUUCAGCUAUUUAAAGCAUGCUAAAAUGUGAUUUCAUUCUCAUGUCUCAAAAAGAUUUAUUUUUUUAAAGAGUUCUGUGGCCCACUAAUGUGAUGUAAUAUCAAUUUGUCCAAAAAGUGUGUUUUUCUUGCUGACAUUUCAGUUGUUCCUCUCAUAAAAUUGUGUGUGAGUAAAUACCCACUCUGUUUUUCCUUACGUAUUAAACUUAUUGGGCUGACCUCGGUACACGAAUUUACUGCUGCAGAGAAACAUUGUAGUCGUGUUGUCUGGUCUAUUUUCUUUCACAUAUGUCCUAUGAUGAGUGAUCUACCUCCUUGUCUGUCCCUCCAAGGUAAAUUCGUAAAGGCCAUUGAUCUGUAAUCACUGUCUAACAUUAUUAAGAAAAGAGACACAAGGAACCCAGAAGUCUUUUUGUGGAAAAACUAAGACUGAUGUAGUCUGAGCUCUGUUUUUAAAUGGUAAAGACUAACAAACACUGAAGAUCUCUGAGCAGAACAACUCCUUUUCAGGGGCUGCACAUGUUUUGCACAAAAAAGUAAGUUCACUUCCCUGGGACUACAGGCUGUUUAUUAGUCAAAGCUGGGGAGCUCUGAGCAGAUCCUGUGACUGCUAAGAGCAGUCCUAUAAACAGGAUUUUUCAGGGUGCUUUCUGUGAGAGGUGUUGAAGGUGCUGCUGAUGCUGGCUCCAGGAGUAGCUCUGAUACUCUGAUCUCCAGUUAUCAGAAAGGGGCAAUGCUAUGACAAGUGUUGGCGCUGUGUGUUACAUGUCUGCUAUGCAGUGUAAGCUGGCUUUUCUGAUAAAACCUGAACAAGGGUGAAGUAUCACAUACUUGGUACUUGACCAAGUCUAGCCCUACUCCAAGGAUGCAAGUUUUAUGGCCUAUGAAAAGACAAAAAAAAAAUUAUUUACUUUUAUACUGAAGGAAUUGCCUUUUGGGAAAGGACUGCAGGAAUUUUGACUGGAGGAGUGAAAAAAAAGGUUUUUUUGGCUGAACUUCCAAAGAGCUGAUCUGAAGUGAGUACAUAGCAAAGGUUGAAAUUAUGUCUACUAUUAACUAAAUGAUAGCUACUAUGUUUUAUUCCUCGGGGGAGGGAAAGACAUAAUAGGAAGUCUAGCAACUUUAGUAGCAUGAGGAGCUAUCUAUAGUCUUUAUAAUCAGAUUGGAAUGGAAAGCAUGGUCCCUCUUGUAUAAUUUCAAUUAAAGUCAAAUUGCAGUCUCUCUUCAGACAGCAUUGGUCAGAGGAGCGUCUUUCAGUCUGAUUCUGAACAGUAAAACCCUAGGAACUAAUAUGGUUCACAUGCCUUUCAAAGAAAGGUUCAGUGUUUCCUUUAACUCUGAAGCAGCUCAGUGGAAUAACAUGCUUGACCUCAGCUUUGGCAGACAUGGUCUCUGCUUCUGCACCAGUGUGGGAAUGGAAUUUGGAUACUCAGAAACCUCAGCUUCGUGUGCUGUUCUUUAACAUGUAGGGGGAAGACCUUUGUAGGGGAGAAACCGGGGAAGUUACAGAUCCAUCAGCUGGGAGUAUUCCUCUCCUUAAUUUACUGAACUCAUGACCCACUGGAACUUAAAAGCAAGGGAAGACAAAUCAUGACCAGGAGGCACAGACCAUCCAGCAGAAGAGAAGCCAGUUAAUACCCUGGACUGGCUGUGAACAAUCUUAGUCAUAAUCAGAAUUGCAGAAAGUAGGACUGAGCUGCUGAGUAGGUUAAAUACAUUCCUAAGAGAAAAACUUGUAGAUUAACAAAUUCAAAUGCCCUAUAUUGGAAAAUGCUCUUUGUAAGAAGCAGCCCUUGCAAAUCUUUUUGCAGUGCAGGAGCAGGGUCUUGCUUCCCAGGUUUGGGGAGGAGAGUUUAAUACAGUGCACUGAGAAACCACAGAUUGCUUCUUGGUGUGGAAUUUUUGGGAGUGCCCUUCUGAAAAAUAACUUCCAGUAGAAAUAAGCCUGCAAAGUGAAAGAGGAGGAAAGUGUGGGGGAAACAGUGAAUUACAAAGCCAGGAAAUGGCUUAAACAGGCAGCUUUACUGUGGGAACAGCAUUGUAAACAAUUCCUAUUCUUAAUCUCACAGUCCUAAAUGCUGAGACGUUAUGUAGGCUUUGCAUAUUUUAUCCUAAAACAAGGGCAAUGGGACAAUGCAAAAGUAAUAAAACCACCCCAUCUUUAAUUGAUCAAAAACAAACGCUUAUACUGACUUGCUUCUAAUCCAGAGCAAGGAAAGUAACUUUGAACUUUUUUUUUUAAGGUAACCUCACAACUACAAUGUUUUCUUGACUCUAAAAUGCCUUUAGUAAUUUUGAAAGCAGUUCUAGGGUAACAUUAGUGUGACAAAUGUGGAGGUGCCUUACACAGCAUGCAUACAAACAAACAGGAUGUAAAUGCUUGGUGAAUCAUAUUUGAAUCUGUGUUGCAGAACUCAAAUGACAUAUCUUGUUUUGUUACGAGUGACUUACAUAAGCUUUUACUAUGGAAAUUAAACAGUUGUGACAAAGUGAUUAAAUAUUAGAAUCAGUUCAGAUUUUCAGGAAAUAAAAUUAUCUAUC
Molecule: messenger RNA, 5661 nt
Organism: Manacus vitellinus (golden-collared manakin)
Lineage: Eukaryota; Metazoa; Chordata; Aves; Passeriformes; Pipridae
Gene: SLC9A7
Product: solute carrier family 9 member A7
Exons: 16
Coding region: 184-1845 (553 amino acids)
Biological process (GO): regulation of pH; sodium ion transport; proton transmembrane transport
Cellular component (GO): recycling endosome; membrane
Molecular function (GO): sodium:proton antiporter activity
Source: RefSeq, a predicted model, not a curated record